Molecule: messenger RNA, 1689 nt
Organism: Lasiodiplodia theobromae
Lineage: Eukaryota; Fungi; Ascomycota; Dothideomycetes; Botryosphaeriales; Botryosphaeriaceae
Exons: 3
Coding region: 1-1689 (562 amino acids)
Source: RefSeq, a predicted model, not a curated record
AUGAGCUCUGUCGCCUCGUCGUCCCCGUCCUCGGGAAAGCCUGAUAAGCUCGACCCGGUGGUGCGCAACGCCCUCCGCUACACGCUCAGCGCCCGCGAGUACAAGCUCUUGCAUCAGUACCUGAUCUCCCGCGCUCCUCCUGCUGCACGCCAAAGGGCCCCUCCUCCGCGACGCUACGAGGCCAUUGUCAAAGCUACCGACGACUACAAUGCUGCUGCCGUUCGCGCUUCCUUGCGCCUUGGCUUAUCUUCCUACGCCGCAUUGAAGCUCUGGGAAAUCGUCUCCACACGCUUUCUCUCAAAGCGCACCACUGUGCGGCCAAAACUCCCUUUCUGGAAAUCGCCAAACGUCCGCCUCUCCAGUUCUCUCGGCCUGAUCCUCUUCUUCCACCGCAUUCUCCAUCGCUUCUUCAUCCGCCUACGAGAAAGCAUCCUCACAGACAAUGCCAAGCCAUUCCGCCGCCGCAACCCCCGCGUCACAAAAGUUCUGACCUCAAGGCUUGCUCCGGCCAUUGGCGCAAGCCUCUCCGGCUUCUGGCUCGGGCUUUACCCCGCAGAUCAGCUUCGAAUCACCAUUGCCAUCUACGUAUUUUCAAGGUCACUGGAGUUUAUAUACAAUGGACUUGAGGAUAGGGGGCUAUUUAAGGAUCGUCCGUGGUGGUUCGGCUCGUGGCUACUGUACCCCGUGGCCUGCGGACAAUUGCUGCACGCAUUUGUCUUCGACCGAGAUUGUUUCCCCGAAGCAUACGGCCGCUUUAUUCUGAGGAACUCACCUCAGUACAUUCAGCCCAAGCCGCCGUACUAUGCUGGGCAGGCCCCGUGGCCAGACACUUAUGCAGUGGUGGACAGCCUGGCCGAAAUCGCUCGCCUGCGAUGGCCUCCCUUCGUUUCACCUAUCAUGUUCCCUAACAAGCAGACCCUUCCCCGGACGUUGACGGCUAUAUCGCCCAUCACGUCGCCAGCCCAUCCCGCUAUCAAGAACCUCUCCUGCGCCCUUCUCCACCCGCAUGACCCAUCGUGCGCUCGGACUUAUAUUUCGUAUUUCAUUCAGGCCUUUCCGGCGCUUGCCCGUUUCUUCACGAUCAUCUUUGGCGUCCUUUCACUUGCCAGAUACAAGGCCUUCGUCGACGCUCCUUUUGCUGCUCUCAACCGCCUUGCCAAGUCCAUCCUCCGCAUGUCGCUCUUCGUCACCGGCGCCAUUGGUACCAGCUGGGCGAGUAUCUGCUUCUUCCAGCAGUACCUGCCACGGAACUUCCUGCCUACCCAACGCUUCUUCCUUGGAGGUUUCUUGGGCGGAUUAUGGGCUUUCUUGGAGCGCCACAAUGGCCGCACCACUUUCCUUUACUCUUCCCGUUUGAGCAUAGACAGCUUUUGGAAAGUUGGCAUCAAGCGUGGUUGGUGGCGGGGCGUCAAGAAUGGCGAUGUCUUACUUUUUGUCACGAGUUUGGCCGUCAUCAACAGUAUGUACCAGAUGGACCCGAAGUCUGUGAACGGAGGGGUCGUCAGGAAAGGGCUAAGCAUGCUGCGCGGCGAUGGAUGGGUCGAUCGCGCACUUUUGAACGAGAAGCGUGCCAAGAGGGGAAAGCGGGAUGAGGUCUUAGACGAGAGGGAGGUCAAGGCGACGGGAAUGCCUGAGAGGGGUGCAUUGAGCCAGCAAGAUGAGGAGGAAAUUCGGCAAAAGGGGGCGUAA